UUAAAAAGUUUUAUUGGUGCCCCUAUUCUUUUUAUAUUUAAAAAAAAUAAUAAUUUAUAUCUUUAUAUAAAUUAUAAAAGUUUUAAUAAAAUUUCUAUUAAAAAUUAUUAUUUUUUAUUUUUUAUUUUAAAGAUUCUUGAUAGGGUUUCAGAGAGUAUAAAUUUUUAUAAAAUUAAUAUUAAAAAU
Messenger RNA from Aspergillus costaricaensis CBS 115574, 186 nucleotides. RefSeq lists its product as uncharacterized. The transcript has a single exon. The annotation marks the transcript as partial. The record is from RefSeq and is a predicted model, not a curated record. Lineage: Eukaryota; Fungi; Ascomycota; Eurotiomycetes; Eurotiales; Aspergillaceae.